This is a messenger RNA of Suhomyces tanzawaensis NRRL Y-17324, 1370 nucleotides long. RefSeq names its product exosome non-catalytic core subunit. Gene Ontology annotation, cellular component: cytoplasmic exosome (RNase complex); nuclear exosome (RNase complex). The coding region runs from base 35 to 934 and encodes 299 amino acids. Lineage: Eukaryota; Fungi; Ascomycota; Pichiomycetes; Serinales; Debaryomycetaceae. Gene Ontology annotation, biological process: exonucleolytic trimming to generate mature 3'-end of 5.8S rRNA from tricistronic rRNA transcript (SSU-rRNA, 5.8S rRNA, LSU-rRNA); U1 snRNA 3'-end processing; U5 snRNA 3'-end processing. The transcript has a single exon. The record is from RefSeq and is a predicted model, not a curated record.
UCCAGCCUUUGCCAAAUACCUUCCACUACCAGCCAUGAUCAGCGCCAACGAACGUCUUUUCCUCAUAGAAUCCCUCAAGAACGGCAUCCGCCAAGACUCCCGCAAGCUUGACCAGCUCCGCGAGACCCACAUCUACAUUUCCCCCGAGGAGUACGGCUACGUGGAGGUGUCGUGGGGCCACACUAAGGUCAGUGUACGUGUCAGCGCCGCCAUCGACAAGCCGUUUGAAGACAGACCGUUCGAGGGCAUCUUCAGUAUCAACUGCGACAUCAGUUCCAUGGCCAGCCAGAAGUUUGACAACUACAAAGUGGGCAACGACGAGGUGUUGAUCGGCCGCAUCAUCGAGAAGGCUAUCAGACGGUCCAACGCGGUGGAUUUGGAGAACUUGUGCAUCGUGGCCGGGUCCAAGGUGUGGAAGAUCCAGGUGGACGCCAACUUUCUCAAUUACGACGGCGGGUUGAUCGACGUGGGCAGUUUUGCCGUGAUGUUGGCCUUACAGCACUUCAAGAAACCCGACAUCAGCAUCGAGGACGACGUGGUGAUCGUGCACGACGUCGACCAGCGCCAGCCAGUGCCGUUGAGCAUCUUGCACGUGCCUGUGUGCUUGACGUACUCGUUCUUUACGCCAUACACCCGCGAGCAGAUCCUCAAGGGCGACACCGAGGAGAUCUGGGCCAUGGAUGCCACCAUGAAAGAGGAGGAGGUCCGUGACGGCAUGUUGGUGAUAACCAUGAACAAGAACAGGGAGUUGAUCCAAUUGAGCAAGAACGGUGGUGUGCCCAUCGACGCCAGCCUAUUGGUCGAAUUGGGAAUGAAGGGCAUGCAGGAGGUGGACCGCUUGACAGAUAUGAUGCGCGAUGUGUUGAAAAAAGACGAGAAAGAGCGUUACGAAAGAGGCAACCUCAAGUUGUUGGAGGUUGGGGCUGCGAGAUAAGCCAAAAGGAGCGAGAAAAGCUAUGGAUAGAGCCUGAAUAGAUACGGAUAGCGAGGACUGGCAGGCUGAAUCCACCAUGUGCUGGCCGACAACCAUCACAUGUUGCUGGUGGGAAUGCCUCGCUGAUGCUCCAGCAACUUUUCAUUGGACCUGGCUAAUUGCCCUGUUCAAUCUCCAGCAACCUCCCAGUUGUGGUGACCAUAACUCCACUCUUGCUUCUUACCCCAUCUGACAUGCAGGUGGAUUUUUGUCGUUGCACGGCGGAAUCCCACGGUGCCUCGAGGCCCGUUACGAACACGGGUGGACCUGAAAUGACCUCCUAUUAUCAGAGGAGGACCCCACACAUUACUACCAUACUCUGGAAACAACCUUAACUCAAACACUGGAAAUAUUCUAACUAUCCUCCAGAUGAGUUUACUUGGUGGGCUCCAAAAUA